AUGUUUAUCUUCGCUUAUAUUCGAAGUAAAACUGCAUCUAUACAAAAAGAGAAUAACAAAGAUGAGUUCAGGAAAAAAUGUCUAGCACUGAAUACUCAUGUAAUUAGUAGAAUUCCUCGAAUACAAUAUAUUGAUCAAAAUAGAUGGAAAGGAGCAUUAAGGACUUUUUACGGUAAUUACCAUGAAGUACUAACCAAAUAUGGAGGAUGCCCUAUGAUUUUAGAUGAGCAUGAUAAAGAACUUUUAGUUCAUUUUAAUAAUAAGAAGGUUCAGUUAUACAAAAAUUGCCGAAGAAAAGAACAUUUAUCCCAAUUUCCAACAAAAAAAUGCAACAUACUCGAAUCCGAAACAUUUCAAGGAAUUAAUACAUGCUUAGUGUCUGAUAUAAUUUUAAGAGAAGAAAAGACACCUGAAAAACUAAAUGAAGUUUCGAAAGAGUCAGAAAGUGAAUAUAACGCUCGAGAAUCCGCUAAACCUCAAAAUCAAGAUCUAUCUCAAGGAGAAGAAUCUCCCAAAGCGGAAGCUUCACCUUUAGAGAUAUCUCCACAUCAAACAGAAACUGAAAGUUCAAUUAGCCGAGAUGGAACUACAGAAAGUGAAGUUACAGCACCUUCACAGUCUGUAGAAUUAAAAAUUACUACAGAUAAUAACUAUGUAGAUUCAAAAAGAGAAGAAUCUCCUAGAUUACAACCUUCAAUUCCAGAAGAUUCAGGAGCACUUCCUAAUCCUAAAAUUAUUUCGACCCAUACUGUUUCACCAAAUUUUGGCCUAAUUUCUACUGAUCAUUCUUCACACUCUACAACCACAGUGCGUAUUAAUAAGUCUGUUAAAAAAAAAAAAAAAGGUAAAAAAAAGACAAAUGAACUUUUUGAGAAUUCUAAUACCAUCGCAUUGGGGGGAAAAAGUGAGUUUUUAACACAUGAUAAUUUAGAACACCCAAUAUAUGAUGAUGAAGAAAUCAUAAAAAAAAUUAAAAUAAAUGAACUUACAAAAAAUGUAUACUUAUCAAAACGAAAAAAAGACAGAUCCAAAACCAUAAUAGAAGUACAUAUGGAAGUACUUGAAGAAUGCAGAAAUGAAGAUUGGGAAAACAACAAAGAAGCAUUCUUAAAAAUUUGUCUAGAUGAGUUCACAAAAAAGGAUUAUAGAACCUAUCCUAAUUUAACAUAUAAUGAUCUAAUAACAGAAAAUAUUAAAAGUAGCAAUGAUAUUGAAAAACAAAAUAUUCUAUGGAAUAAAUGGGUAGAAAGACAUAGAUAUCUUUUUGCAAAAUUGAAAAAAGAAGACUGGGAAUCAUUUUUGGAUAUAUCCAUAAAUGAAUGGAAGACAAAAAAAUAUUCAGGUAACAAACAAGAAAUUACAGAAAAUACAAUAGAAUAUAUCAACAGUGAUAUAGAAAAUAAAAGAAAUAAUAAAUUCCAUACUCAUAUAGGGAAGGACGGUUUCAGAAAUGAGAUAGAAGACUGGAUAGGAGAAGAUAACUUAUAUGCAAGUUCUAUAAUUAAUAAUGGGACAGUCGAAAAAUCCAUUGAUAUAGCAGAAAAACACAUUUCAUAA
Molecule: messenger RNA, 1557 nt
Organism: Plasmodium malariae
Lineage: Eukaryota; Apicomplexa; Aconoidasida; Haemosporida; Plasmodiidae
Product: STP1 protein
Exons: 5
Coding region: 1-1557 (518 amino acids)
Source: RefSeq, a predicted model, not a curated record